Molecule: messenger RNA, 2146 nt
Organism: Mya arenaria
Lineage: Eukaryota; Metazoa; Mollusca; Bivalvia; Myida; Myidae
Exons: 3
Coding region: 110-2056 (648 amino acids)
Source: RefSeq, a predicted model, not a curated record
AGAUUUGCAGCAUGUUGAGAUUUUGGAUCCGCCACGUGGUACCGGUAUUAAAGCCUUUAUUCCGGGUCCUGAUGAGACAAUCACACAUUGUUAUCCAGAAAUACGCAUUAUGAACGAAAAUAACGUUGAGCAGCACUACUCUAGUGACGCGGAGUCCGUUGGCCUGGACAUCGAGGCUGCAGAAGUGGCCGUGAAACCGAAGGAGGUUAAGGUGGUGGAAGUGACGGACAGUGGCUACCCGUCCACCACUAUGUCCAACACGACCACCCAGUCGAGCACAGUGCACGAGAACAUCCAGUCAGUCACAGGACCGAAGUCCUCCGCUUCCGUUAAGAGGAAACUGUUCAGUUCGAAAAGUUCUUCGUUCUAUAACAUAGGAACUAUGGAUAAUGAUAAUAUGCCGAUGAUUGAUAUUGCUAAUGUGACUUUACUGGAAGAUACCCGUAGAAAUGAGAUGAUGAGACAAAAUACAGACAAGUCUAUUUCAUUCGAAUCGGAUAACUGUAAAACGUGCCAAAUUGAGCGACUUAGGCGGCAGGCGUAUUCGUUUGACUCUGACAGGGAGCGAUUCCAUAACUUACCACACAAGGUUCACUCGUAUGACAGUAGCAGUAGUCGAUACAAACACAAGCGGCCUGGGCACAGGCGACGAUGCGGGUGCAGCAGCCACCGGUCAGACCCACGCGACAAUAGCUACAAACGAACCUCCUCUUGUCACCACAGGCACCACGCCGGCGCGUGCGCGAGCACGACCGACCACCGUGGCGGCAGAAGCAAAUGCACGCGGACCAGACUCCCGACAUGGUCCAGUACCGAGAGCGACAACGCUCUGUGUAAAUGUUCAAUCAUUGACGAAUCAAAUCACAGGCGGAAGUACUAUACAUCACGAGGUGCCCUUUCAGAAACAGAUUAUGCAAAUUUGAAGGACUAUCGAGCCCACCGCGAGCCUAGGCGGAAACAACGCCCUCGUGAUAUACAUUCCAUUGACCAUACCCAAUCGUAUAAAAAUAAAAUGAUAAACUCUUUCCUGAUAGACACGUACCAGGCCAAGUGUCAGGCGUACUGUGACGCCAUGUUCGACCCCGACCGCCAUAGGGACAUGUUCCUGCCGCUGGAGACUGUGUCUCCUAGUCAGAGGCGUAUGGUGAAGCAGCCUAACACCGUUAGGCCCUUAGACAUGAGUGCAACCAGAGAGUCGCACAAUUACUCACAGGCGGUGGUUGAAAAGUCGGUGAAACGCGAAGAUAGCUAUAAUGCCCCGUUCACCUACCCUUUCUACACGAAUUCAAGGACAAUUGCUCCAAAACGGUUUGACUUUUCUGAAGAGUUCAUAUCACAGACUCAUGGUGCUAUGGCACGUGCAAGCCACGAGAAUGAAGGGUUCGAGGAUGAAGAGGACAAAACCCUCUCCUUUGACACCUCUGUGUACACCACGGAUGAAAGCGGUGUUCAGCUGUAUGAGCGGGACCUGGAGCCGACCAUACCAGUGAGUCCCGGGGUACAAGACCUGAGGCAGAAGGACUCGGCCUACCAAACAAAGCAGUCGUCCGUGGAAAAGUUUAGAGAAGACAGUACAUUUUCUCAUUCCGGUUCUAUAAAAGGAAAACACCAGUCCCUCAAGAAUAGACCAGACGCGAAGGUCCGCAAGCACCUGCACCAGGCGGCGCUGAAGCUUGCCAUGAUCAAGCGUCUACAGAACCGAAUGCACGUCUCUAAGGACAGCGCCGUGUGCACGUUCUCCGAGGAGGAUCUGUCAGCAGACGAUACAGACACUAGAAUGGUGCACCGGCCGCUAGCGAAGCGUCUGAGCUGCGGGUUGGCCUUCCAGCUGGGGGAAAUGAGUCUUUCGCAGGUGAAGGAGGAGCUCUCCGGUGUAUCCAGGGAUACAGACAACUAUAACACACCCACUAACGAGCCCGCUAACGACCACUCUGGGCCACCCGAUCACUCAGGCCAUCAUCCGGAGCCCACCGUUCCAAUGGCAACAUUCUCCUCGAGGUCGGAGAUUACGAGGGACAUCACCGCGAUUCUCCAUAUGGAGGAGACCCCUGUCUGAUACCAGCACGCCGUCUUGUGUUUACUUGUUAUAAUGUCUGUCAGCUCAUAUGUCCGUGUUUGACUCGGCUGGUUGCGAUGGUCAGUGGGA